Molecule: messenger RNA, 204 nt
Organism: Funneliformis mosseae
Lineage: Eukaryota; Fungi; Glomeromycota; Glomeromycetes; Glomerales; Glomeraceae
Source: the annotation of a GenBank genome assembly
AUGGUAAAAAAUAAUAAUUAUAAAAGUUAUUACGAAGAGAAUAAUAAUGAAAAUUAUUAUGAAAAGAAUGAUGAUAAAAUUUAUUACAGAGAGAAUAAUGAUGUAAGUUACUAUAGAGGAAGUGAUGAUAAUGAAAGUUACUAUGAAGAAAAUGAUGAUAAUGAAAGUUAUUAUAAAGAGAAUGAUGAUAAACAAGUAGAAUAA